AUGAACAUAGGGUGUACCGCCGCGUCACCCUCCGCUGGGGGCGCCAGCGUGGUCACCACGCCGCCACUCGGAAACGCGGUUUCAACAGCGGCGCAUUACCGGCUAGGAAGGAGAAGCCGGAGGAGCAGUAGCAGCGGGGCGAGCUCGAGUAGCAGCUGUGGCAAUGGCGCCACAGCAGCUACACCCAGCCAUGGCGUAAACGCAAGCAGGAAGAGACGGCGUCACAGUACACUUUCGAGCGGCAUCGCGUCCGGAUCGGAGGAAGAGGGCGAACGCGCUCCCCCCACCUUUCGACUACGACUCGGCAGCUACGUCUCGGACUUUAGACUGACGAGAACACGGAGUCAUUCGCCGAGCUCGCCGCUCUAUCAGGCAACGCCUGCAUCGCCAACGGCUUCCACAAGACAGAGCCAUCCCUUGCGCAUCCAAACCACGGCUCUCCCGGACACGGCGUCGGCGCAGCAGCAAAAUGAACCGUCUCGUGUCCCUCCAGUAGCAUGGGCGAUACCCUCACCGACACUCGUGUCAUCCGCAUCAGCUGCAUUGCAAGAUGAGCGUGAUGUCGAGAUGGACCUCGACGUCCAGUCCACUUUCCAGGCCAUGCAGGUCGAUUCGCCCAUCGCCUCGCCGUCAGCGACAACCAAUGACAGCGCCCGCACCUCCUUCUUCCCAUCGCAAGCCAGCGCAAUUGCCCCAUUCCAGCCGCAAGCGCGAUCAAGCCUCAGUCCAAUCCCCGCGAGCCUGCUUUCGCCGUUCAGCACCGACACUCGAUACCCGCGAUCGCCAUCGCCUCUCUCGCCACCGUCCUCCGCAUCGCUACCGUCGAUGUCACUCAUCGCCCACGCGUCCAUCACGACCGUCUCUCCUGGCGUCUUUCCUUCCUCCGCGCUGCUCGCAUCGCGCAGAACCUCAAGACAGCCGUCCAGCAUCGCCCCGCAACAGCAUACGCCCGCAUCGCCCUCCCCUCUCGCACGCACCAUCUCGUUCCCCGCUCCCGCAUCUGCAUCGUUCCAAGAUACCCAGCCCGUCCCACAUCAAUACCCGACGCUUGCAUCCCCUUUCGUCCCGCAUCUCAAUCAUUCGUCGUCGCUCGAGCAAGAGUCUCCGACAAGGUCACGGUCGAAUUCGACGCCUUCGUCGCCCGUCAUUGAAGCGGCGGCGGGGGUCCCACCGAGCCCGGUGCGUCGUCAUUCCGACGGUCGACCUUCACCGCUCCGACUCCGUGCGCCGCUGUAA
Messenger RNA from Kalmanozyma brasiliensis GHG001, 1236 nucleotides. RefSeq lists its product as uncharacterized. The transcript has a single exon. Lineage: Eukaryota; Fungi; Basidiomycota; Ustilaginomycetes; Ustilaginales. The record is from RefSeq and is a predicted model, not a curated record. Bases 1 to 1236 code for a protein of 411 amino acids.